CGCAGGAAAUCCUCCGCGGUGGAGAGAGAUGCAAACCGCUACCGCGAUGAAUAGGAGGAGGAGGAGCAGCAGCCUGGGAGGGAGGCCUCCUGCUGCCCGGAACCCGCCUUCCCAACCAGGCCGUCGCUGCCGGGCGGUUGCCCUUCCCUUCGCGGCAACUCGGAGGCAUCGGUGCGUCCGGCCCCUGUCUGCAAGCUGUCCUACACAGGGCCUUUCGGCGGGCCCAGCCAGAGCAGCGACCCUGUUGAUAGCGGGCGAGAAGCGCAAAGGGCAGCCUGCAGUUUGCUUGGGCCAUGGCAGAAAAGCAUCUGGGGCAUGCCUGGGCCUCGCUGCCGCUCUUUGGAGGAAGCAUGUAGAGUUGGAUUAAACGGGCGCCCCAUCCAUCACAGGUAACACCCGUGGCAUCCCCUUUGGGCCUGGAUCUCUAUCCUUCCAGGCACCCUCUGGGUCUAUGUUUCCAUAGCCUCUUAUCCCAGGAGUGGCAAGAGGCACGGAGAUGGGGGUCAGUUCUGUGCGGCGGGCCACAGUCUCGGGCAGGACCCGCUCACACGGCACCAGUGGCACCGUGCUGCUGCCUUCCAUGCUGAUGUUUGGCGUGAUCGUGGCCUCCAGCGGCCUUUUGCUCAUGAUCGAGAGGGGCAUUUUGGCUGAGGUGAAGUCCCCGCCGCUCCAUCCCUCGCACAGAGAUCCGUCCUGGAGGAAUGCUGGCAGUGCCAGAGGCGCCGCAGUGCCGGAGGAUGUAGGGUACCAGGUGCUGCAAGAUAUCCGUAACAGGACAAUCCGUGCCAUGUGUGGGCAAAAGAACGUGCCCCACAGUAUCUGGGACCUCUCCGCGAGCCAGAGGAGGACGGUACUUAAACACAUCCUGGUUAGUGACAAACAUCGCUUUUUGUAUUGCUACGUGCCCAAAGUGGCUUGCUCCAACUGGAAACGAAUCCUGAAAGUUUUAGACGGGGUGCUGGAGAAUGUGGAUGUGAAGCUCAAAAUGGACCACAAGAGAGACUUGGUUUUUCUAAGAGACUUGAAACCAGAGGAGAUCCGUUACCGGCUGAAACACUAUUUCAAGUUCAUCUUUGUCCGAGACCCGAUGGAGAGACUUUUAUCAGCUUACAGAAAUAAAUUUGGAGAGAUCAAAGAUUACCAGUUGAAAUAUGGAGUGGAAAUAGUCAAAAGGUAUAGGAAAAACCCAGGGAAAACGACGGGGGAUGAUGUCACUUUCUCCGAAUUUCUCCGGUACCUCCUAGACGAAGAUGUGGAGAAAAUGAACGAACACUGGAUGCCCAUCUACAACUUGUGCCAGCCCUGUGCGGUGAGGUACGAUUUCAUCGGAUCCUAUGAAAGAUUAAAUGAAGAUGCCAGUCAUGUCCUGGAACGAGUUCAAGCGCCGUCCUAUAUACGCUUCCCCGAAAGGCAACCAUGGUACAAACCAGUGACUCCUCAAACUUUACAUUACUUUUUAUGUAACACUCCAAGGGGGCUGAUCAAAGAGCUAUUGCCAAAAUACAUUUUGGAUUUCUCUUUGUUUGCUUACCCUCUUCCGAACAUCACUAGUGAAUUUUGCAGGCAGUGAAUUUCUGUCCACUGCUGUCUCAGUGUUCUAUGCAACUUCCUGUUUUUUUAUAUACUUUUACUAAACGUUUUCCACAUCA
Messenger RNA from Sphaerodactylus townsendi, 1649 nucleotides. RefSeq names its product carbohydrate sulfotransferase 14 (gene CHST14). Bases 497 to 1570 code for a protein of 357 amino acids. The record is from RefSeq and is a predicted model, not a curated record. Gene Ontology annotation, biological process: dermatan sulfate proteoglycan metabolic process; carbohydrate biosynthetic process. Lineage: Eukaryota; Metazoa; Chordata; Lepidosauria; Squamata; Sphaerodactylidae. Gene Ontology annotation, cellular component: membrane. The transcript has a single exon. Gene Ontology annotation, molecular function: sulfotransferase activity.